GUCUCCUUGUUGUUUCUCGUAAACACUCGACCUUCAUUGACAGAUCAGCACAACAUAUUUCACACCAUGCCAAGCAGAAAAAAGCAAAAAACGACACCUUUGACACCCAACAAAGUCAAAAAUACCAGCCAUCAAGAAACUAGCAAUGAUUAUGCUAAAGUCAUCAGCGAAGCUUCGAGUGCGAUCAACCGAUUGUUUGAAUUAGAUUACGUGGAAUUACUAGACAAACGUGCCAAUGCCAGAGCCAUGACAAGCCAAUUUGCCUUGGCCAUAAAGGAUGCGCUUCAUAUAAUAAAAUACGCUUCCCGGUCAUCACGAGGCUACAUUCGAGCAGGCGAAACGUAUGCGAUGCAAGGCAAACAAGCGGAGGCAGCCGACAUUUAUUCAAAGGGUCUGGCCAAGGUCAGCAAGAAGGAUCCAAACUACGCCAAAAUGGUACAAGGCGAAGAAACGGCCCGAUUACGCCAUGAACAGUGUAUCGACAUGAUUGCACGUAUGCCUCUGGAGAUAGCAUUCAAUAUAUUCGAACGAUUGCCAAUAAUGAGCAAAGGCGCGUGUCUUUGUGUAUCGAAAGUCUGGCGCGAUCGGUUGAUAAAAUGUAGAGCAGCGUGGAAUUUUUUGACAGCAUCAGGUGGGCAUGAAGACAUGGCCGUUUGUCACUCAGUAGCAUCGAUCGGCAAACACGUCAAGUCACUCACCCUCGCAUGCAAAAACAAAGCGUUACGUUCUCUAUACUUAAAUCACAUGAAAAUGGGACACUUUAGCCAGAUAUCACAUCUCACUUUAACCAAGGAAAUGACGUACACUGUCAAUCGUGAACUCACAGGCAUUGCUCUAUGGCAAAUGCGCAGCACAUUAACACGACUCGACGUGGAUUAUUCCGACUGCCAAAUCGUCCUCUCGUUAUCAGCCAUUCUGGUGUCCGCUCCAAACUUGAUCUGGUUAUACUACAAGAUGAAUGCACCGUUUCGCAAAGCUGUCGGUGAUACGACGGCACUGAUCGACCCGCAUCCUCUCAAACAACUGCGUCUCGAGACCCAAAUCACGCGUGGUGAAGAAAUUGCAGCAGCUCUCACCAAUUGUCCCCAGCUACGAUCAUUGACACUAUUAAAUUGCGAGCCGGCGGUUCUGGACACUGUUGUUACCUGCUGUCCACAGAUCGAGUAUUUUGGAUACAACACAGAUGUGCACUAUACACAGUUGUCACAGAAAGAUGCUGAGCGGCCAGACUCCACUGGGUUGCGCUUGCUUGAAAUUGGUACAGCCGUCCACGUCGCACAAGUUUUGCCGUUCUUUACCAGACAUAGCGAAACGUUACGGUCCGCGUACUUACGCCUCAACGAUCUGACGGAGGAAGAACUCACGUUGUUGGACUCCUGGACGCAACCCACUAUGAAAGCACUAAGCAUGAUUUAUUGUCACUUUGGUGAAGGAACCGAAACUGUCAUUGCCAGACUGCUCCGCAACUGUCCAGAACUACAGAAUGCCUAUUUCGACUAUCUUGAAGACAUAGAUGUUAUAACGCGCGAGCUGGCAAUGGCGGACAACCUCAAGAAACUAUACUUUGGAAAUGUAGACCGUCCGAUGGAGAACGAACUUCAGUAUCUUUUUGACAAGCACGUCCUCCUCGGCGCCGAAUCGAAAUUGACACACUUACGGUUUUUCAACACCACUACUUUGUCGGAUGCCGUCAUUAAUGGAUUACGGUGCUUCCAAAAACUUAAUACGCUGGAAUUGCGUCAGUGUUAUGACGUGUCAGAUAAGGCUUUGGCAACUGCAUUAUUGGAACUCACGUCGUUGAAGGAAGUCAAGUUUCACCGGGUAGCUGCAGUUAACGAUCAAGUAAUUUUAUCCUUGGGCUCUGUCGAGACGGUGCGGCUAUUAUCUUUGACUAGCAUUAGCGACGAUGCUCUCCGAAAAUUAAUUGAUGAUUCGAAACACUUGCAAGUCCUUGAGGUGCGCAAUUGCCACAGUACUAAAGACACACUGAAGCUUGCCUGUGACAAAGGUAUCGAGGUCGUUGGUCUAACAGAUAAUUUAAAUUCAAAAAGAAACCUAAUGACCACGUUGUUCCCACAGUCAUAAUCAUCUUAUUUGUAUAUAAAACAAUA
Molecule: messenger RNA, 2111 nt
Organism: Zychaea mexicana
Lineage: Eukaryota; Fungi; Mucoromycota; Mucoromycetes; Mucorales; Lichtheimiaceae
Exons: 2
Coding region: 67-2085 (672 amino acids)
Biological process (GO): SCF-dependent proteasomal ubiquitin-dependent protein catabolic process
Cellular component (GO): SCF ubiquitin ligase complex
Molecular function (GO): protein binding
Source: RefSeq, a predicted model, not a curated record